UGGGCAGUCUCUCAGCACUGUAUAAGAGCCUGUGAUGGAGCCCAUCACGCCACAGUUCAUUCACAUUUACGCAGAGGAGAUGAGCGCACGGAUAGCCAAAUCCAACCCGGCAAUGAAACUGAUAGUGCUCUUCACAGCUUCUCUCUCCUGGGCCUAUCAGCAGCAAGCUGUUCCACCGAAGUACGAGUACCGCGACCCUGUGACGUCUGAACUCCUGAUGUGCGACCAGUGCCCUCCCGGGACGGCCGUGAAGCGACACUGCACCGCUGACACACCCACAGAGUGCCAGCCCUGUCCUGAGAGGCAUUUCGCCGAGAACUGGCACUGGGGGGACACGUGUCAGUACUGCACCUCGGUGUGUAAGGAGAGACAGCUAGUGAAACAACAGUGCAACAGCACCCACGACCAGCGAUGUGAGUGUGCUCCAGGUUUCCACCUAGUGGUGGAGUUCUGUAUCCCACACAGUACCUGUCCACCUGGGCACGCGGUGACGGCUCUAGGCACGCCAGUGAGCGACACGGUGUGUGAACGCUGUCCCGAUGGUCACUUCUCACCUGGCAGCUCCUCCACUGAGCCGUGUCAGCCCCACACAAACUGCUCAGCUCUGGGCCUGAAGACCCUGAGAUGGGGCACAUCCACUUCAGACAGCGUCUGUGGCAAGAAGGCGCCACUGGAGUGCUCUCAGCAUCACACUAUGUGCCACACUGAUGUGACUCUUUGUGAGGAGGCAGUCUUCCAGUCCCUAGCUUCCCUGCAGCUGUCCUCAGUGCCCCUGGAACGACUGUUGGAGAGUCUUCCUGGGCGGAGGGUGGACCGUAAGAGUCUGGACAGGCUGAAGAAGGCCUGCUCACCCCAGCAGCAGGUCCUCCAGCUGCUGCGACUAUGGAGGGAGCAGAACAAGGACCAGGACAAGCUGUACGGCAUCAUACAAGGUGUGAAACACUGUGAGAGGAAGGUCUCCCGCUGCCACAGUCUAAAAAAUCUGACCCUUGAUGACCUCUUGAAGGUGUCAAACAGCCUUCCAGGGGUGAGAGUUCAGGAGGAGGAUAUUAGGGGAGUGGUCUCCAGCUGUCUGCCCAGGCAAUACAUCUUGCAGAUUCUUCACCUGUGGAAAGGAGCAAACCAAAACCUGGAUCUGGCUAAAGGUCUGACUCAAAGCUUGAGGGUCCUGCGCAGCCAAGCGGCACCUCGCUAUUUGGUGAAAGGCCUGAAGAAGAUCAGCCGCAUCAUUGGAACCACUUCAGCGUACAAGAUGUAUGAAAAGAUGUUUGUUAGUAUGCUCCAGGACGAGUCGUGUUUUAAAGCUCAUAAGCCAUUUAACGAAUAAACUCGAAUAAAUGCAAUCACAAGUACGACCAAACACUAAUGAUUUGCCAAAUAGUGAACACUAAAAGACACAGUGAGCAGAUUAAACAGACAUGGGUCAUGUGAUAAUGUCAGGUCUUUAAGAUAUCACCAAACAAUAUCAAGCUAUGCAUAUAGUGCCUAGAUGUGUUUCAUUUUACUAUACGAAAGAUUGGAGGUGAAAUUCUUCUUUGCCUCUCUGACGUUUUGUCAAAACCUUUUACCAAAAUGAGGACAUACUGAUUAAAUGAGGUAACACACAUAACAACUUCAUCUGUCUGCAAUGCAGAAAAAAGAAAUAACUCCAAGCAGACGCAAACAAAAUUUAAUAAAGGUUUCCUCUCUGACCGGAGUCUGUGAAAAGAGAAUAACUAUUUAAGAUGUAAAUAGCACACUAUUUUAUGGAAGAUGGGUUGGCAGAUAUGAUCUUUUUGUUUUUUGUUUUUGUUUUUUUUAUUGCUUUCUCGCUGUUUGAGAGGAAGGAUUUGGUUUCAUAAUGAAAUACAUUUAUUUUCCUCAGUUGUCCAUCGCUGGUUUGUUUGUUCUGGACUGCUGACUAGUAAAGCUCAUAUAAUUUCUUUAUUUUAUAUGAAUGUACAAAGGAGUGCAAUUGUUUUCUAUUUAAAAAAAAAAGUACUUUCAGAAUAUGUAAAGGCUUAUGUUUAAUACUUUAUCGGAAAUACUGGUUUUCCAAAUGCUGCAAGUUCAUGAAGUGAUAUUUGUUUUAUAUUUUGUUUUAUCACUUUUAUAUUAUAAAUGUAUGACCUUUAUUGUAUAUAUGCCUGACUGGUCCUCUUUAAGCUUGUGUAACUUGUGAACAUUUACGUCGGAUUGAUCGGAUGAAAUUCAGUUUGUAAAAAUGCAUUGUUUCAACAUAAAUAAGCAAUGAACUGA
Messenger RNA from Mugil cephalus (flathead mullet), 2238 nucleotides. RefSeq names its product tumor necrosis factor receptor superfamily member 11B-like. The transcript is spliced from 6 exons. The record is from RefSeq and is a predicted model, not a curated record. Gene Ontology annotation, molecular function: protein binding. The coding region runs from base 35 to 1327 and encodes 430 amino acids. Lineage: Eukaryota; Metazoa; Chordata; Actinopteri; Mugiliformes; Mugilidae.